UUUGCGUCCACACUAAAUGCCUGUCAAAAAUCUUUCGCGAAAUUGAACGCCAAAUUAAUUUUCUCACAAAUAGAAAUUGCUUUUUCGCUGAAAGUAACCGCUUAAAAACUGGACUAAGCCCUAGUUAACCCAUUUGGGGUCUUGGACCAAGGUGUUAAGUGGUUUUCAGCAGCGGCAAGGAGCAGCGAGGCGGCGAAUCUGAGAGUUCAGCCGGCAGACGCUUUUUUGUUGGGCGAAAAUUGCAGACGUGAGCGCCCGAAAUGUCCAACGUGGAGAUCUACGACUCCUCCAAUUCCCAGCUCAGCAGCGACGAGUACAGCCACGAGGAGGGGGAGUACGAUGCACUGAUGGACGCGGCGGUCAGCAAGGAGCGCCCGCCGAAGACCAAGACCAAUGCCAGCGGCUCGGAGAAGCCGGGAAAUGCAGCACCCGAGUCGGCGCCUUCAUCUGACAAGGAUGGUAAACCAGAGACCAAGGCGGUACCGCCUUCCACACGCGCCGAAACCCUUCGCCGGAUCCGGCAAUUGCAGCUACAGCGUCGCCGGCCCAAUCUUUACUUCAAGCGCCGCAGCAUGCGCUGGCUGCGCCCCAACAAACUGGAGUACAACACCUAUUUGGAGGGCCUAAAGGAUCUGCUGCCCAGGCGCAAAUCGGAGCUCCAAGCUCGCCUCAAUGCCAGAAGGCGGCGGAACUACGACAGCAGGAGCCCCAGUCGUAGUCGCAGCCGCAGUCGUAGUCGUAGUCGCAGCCGUAGUCGCAGCCGUAGUCGCAGCUACUCGCGUAGUCGUAGCGCCAGCCGUUCGCCGGAACUCAUUUGUCUGGAUGACACGGAGAACGAAGAAUCCCCAGAGAAACCCGAUUUAGAUCAGCAGGCCAGUGUAACGCCUGUCAAGGAAAAUAAGCCUAAAUUUGUGGCCCCUCCUCAAAUCAACUACGAAUUGUCGGAGAAUCAGAAAACUGAUCCGCCGCCAAACAACGAAAACGGUGCUUUCAUCCUCGACGAGUUCUUGAUACAGAAGAACCCUCAGCAGCCGGGCUUUGACUUCGACAAGCUGUCAGCGACCAUGGAGUUGGAGCAGGCUCUAAACGAUCAGACCCUGGUGCAACAGGAGGUAGAAGUGGAAGUGGCUGAAUCCCUGGUAGUGGAAUCCACCCUCAAGAGACGCCGCUCGGUGACACCGCCUGCAAACAGCCAGAAGUGCACUAAUCUAGAUGACGAUGAUGAUACGAUUGAGUUUAUGCAGGUGCAACAGAACAAAUCGGUGAACACAACAAUACCCCUUGACCUCCAAAUGGCCAGCACCCCAGUUGCAAAUCCUCUGCAGGGUCAGCCUUCGUUCAAGCUCAGCACUCCGUAUACCCUGGCUCCCCCGGCCAACAAGGCGGCAGACAACCUGACGCCGGUCUCCUACAGCUUAAAUACUCCUACACCGCCGGCUACGCCCAUGGAGAUAUCCUAUCCCAACGAAAAGCUGCCAAACAACACAAAGGUCAACACGCAGAACUAUUCGAUUCAGCAGGCAGCUUCACCCCAAGUGGCUGCUUUGUAUGCUGCCCUUCCACAAGUGGCUGCUGUCGCCAAGAAACCUAAUUUUCAGGCUGCUCCACUAAUGGCCGUUCCGCUGGAAAAGCCUCUGACUCCUUUGCAGCAAAUGGAUCUACUAAGAUCAGCGGCACUUCAGCAGAUGCCUCCACCGCAGCAGGUCGCUUCACCGAGAUUUGACCUGCCACAGCAGCAAGCUCUACCAAGAUCAGUUCCGCCACAUCAGCCAGCACCGCCACAACAACCAGAUCCGCCACAGCAGCAAGCUCCACCAAGAUCAGCAACUCCAACACAGCAGUUGGCUCCACCGCAGCAGUUCCCUCAAAUGCCGGUCCAAGUGCAACUCCAAUUGCCCACUCCAGCUGCUCCGCCCAGCUUUGUGGUUCCCCAGCAGCCGCAACCACGUCGCUCGGAGACGGUGUCCACCCAGACGCAGGGGUCGCAAUCCCCUCAGCCGUCUUCAUCGACAACCCGCCAAAAGCCCGCUAUUGAUCUCAACAACAGUGACGCCACCUUCCAUUACCGCGUCAAGGAACUAUUUGACGAAAUAGACUCCAUCAUGACGGAUAAGGUUAAAUCGGUCCGUCCAGAUCAGAAUUCCCUGAGCGUUGAGCGGGAGCGCAUUGAUGCGGAUCUGAAAACAAUAGACAACCUAAUAGCCCAAAAGGAGGAGGAAUACAAUCGACUGCUGCAUCUUCGUUGUGUGAAGGAGGAGCUGCGCUCGCGAUUAGAGCGGAAGGAGCGCAUGACGGUCAUCAAGGACCUGCUGCCGCUUCUGCUCACUAAAAGCUGCAGCACUGACGAGCUGCGCGAAAUGCAGGCGAUGCUCGAUGAAGAGCAGCAAUCGCCAAUGACCUCCAAACGAGGCCUGUCGGCGGUGGAGCAAUGUCUGAAUUACGCGGAGCUCAACCAGAAUAACAUUCGUGUGCUGCGCGGAGUCAUGGGCUUGAAGGAACCAGCUCCACCCGUAUCUCUUCGCUAUUUCGAGGACGAACGAAAGCACUACAGAAGAAGUUCUUUAUCUAUGCGCGAUCCCCGGGAGACAUCAAGUGCAAAUGCUCCGCUGGCUAAGCGGCCAAGGUUAUUGCACCCACAAGACAGAUAUCAUCAGGAGAUGACCAACUCCUCGCCUAAUUUGGCCACCACAUCCUCCUCCUUCUACCACGAGGCUCCGGGAAAACCUUCCCCUUACAGUAACAUCUCAAUGGACAAUCAUUUUGACAUUGAAUCACAGCUCAAACCGCUGUUCAACAGCAGUCCAAUGGCCUCGCAGCGCCAGCUAGGCAAUAGACAGUACCAAGAAUCACAUUCCGCUUACCGUAACGACGAAGAAAUGGCCGAAAUCCUGUCCAAGUCAGACAAGCUUGGCCUCAAGAACAACCAAAAGUCUAAUCGUGAUUUAUCCGCUCCCAUUAAUGGCAAAGAGGUGAAGCGCUGCCACGAGUGCAAGCGACAAGAGGCCACCUACAUGUGCUCCAGUUGCAAAAAACAAUGGUACUGCAGUCGCGAAUGCCAGCUUCGCUCCUGGGACUCACAUUAUCGAACUUGUGGCCUCGAUGUGGUUCGCCCUUAGGAUAUCAGCAUUAAUAUGUCUAUAAACUAUAACUAUACCUAUAGCGUAUCGCAUCUAUUCACUCAACGGCGUAAGUCUUUGACAAAUACAGGACAUUGACCGACAAUUUUAAAUUGCAUUUCAUUCAAUUAAUUUUUGUAUUUGUACUCAAUCACGCUCAUCCUAUGAAUAAAUCAAAUACUUAAUGAUAACUCGGAACAACAAUUUGUUAGUUUGCAUAGUUGAAAGACUUAUAAUGUGUCUCUUAAAUAUGUAUGUAACUAAUAUUCAGUGCAGGUUAACUUCCGAAAUUUUUAUUUUUUAAAGAUCCAUUUUGUUUAAAAUACAAACGUUACACAUCUAGAAAAUUUCUUUUGAAUGCAAUGUACUGUACAAAAAUGAAUGCUCUAUAAAAGUUAAAAAUAUUCUAAGCUGUGAAAGCUGAUAAAUUGGAUUUUGAAUUUGUAUAAGAGAGCAUUUAAAUUAUUUUACCAAGUUUGAUUGAUUUUCCUCUUUGGAAAUACAUUUCUAAAUACCAUGUUCAUAAAUUUUACUUGUAUUUAUUUUCUGUUGCCCUAACUAAAUUUUCAUGCUGUUGGUAAAAUAAACAAUAUGUUUACAUUUAUUUUAA
Messenger RNA from Drosophila biarmipes, 3726 nucleotides. RefSeq names its product histone acetyltransferase KAT6A (gene RAF2). The record is from RefSeq and is a predicted model, not a curated record. NCBI's taxonomy places the organism in Eukaryota, Metazoa, Arthropoda, Insecta, Diptera, Drosophilidae. The coding region runs from base 261 to 3116 and encodes 951 amino acids. The transcript is spliced from 7 exons.